AUGGGGAAGGGCAAAGCUAAGGUUGUCCCUCAGGAGAGAAGGGACUUCAGGUCGGACUGCAUUAUCAACAGUAACAGGCCGAGAAGAGAUUACUCAGAACAAUCUGGUUCCACUCGGGCACCAGCGGUCCAUACUGUGUUCCAAGAACCACUACACAAGAUCCUAGAGAAGGAACAGUCAAAUAUUGAAACCAGACAAAGUACAUUGAGGCCACCCAUUGGCACAAUAAAUGUCAUUCUUGCUGCACCUGGAAGGACCGGUUCCAACCCUUUCAGAGUAAUGUCAGUGGGCAGGUUCUCGACUGAGCCGGACAACAGGGAAUCCAAGAGAGCCAGAGUAAUUGCCACGCCCUUAAUCGAGUUCUCGGAUGAGGACAAACAAGGAACCCUUCAACCCCAUGAUGAUGCCUUAGUCGUCACGCUCAGAAUUGGAGGUUAUGACGUGAAAAGAGUGCUGGUUGAUCAAGGCAACGCCGUGGAAGUAAUGUAUCCUGACUUGUAUAAAGGAUUGAACCUGAAGCCAGAGGACCUGUCAGCAUACGACUCCCCUUUGGUCAGUUUUGAAGGAAAAACUGUCACCCCGAAAGGCAUGAUUAGACUGCCUGUACAAACAGAUUCAGACGUGGUGGACGUAGACUUCAUUGUAGUAGAUGCUUACUCUCCCUACACGGCCAUCGUGGCCCGACCGUGGCUUCAUGCACUAGGGGCUGUGUCAUCUACUUUACACCAAAAAGUGAAGUAUCCGUCAGGGGGGCGAGUGAAAGAAGUAGUUGGGAACCAAGGGAUGGCCAGGCAAUGCAUGGUGUCGGUAAUCUCAUGA
This is a messenger RNA of Quercus lobata, 819 nucleotides long. RefSeq lists its product as uncharacterized. Lineage: Eukaryota; Viridiplantae; Streptophyta; Magnoliopsida; Fagales; Fagaceae. The transcript has 2 exons. Bases 1 to 819 code for a protein of 272 amino acids. The record is from RefSeq and is a predicted model, not a curated record.